AUGGAUACCCCAAGUUCAAGCAAAGGUAGUGAACAAGUCAAUGAGAGAGAGGAGCCUGCGACUGUGGUUACGGGAGAAGGAUCAUCGACUGCACAGAUUGAGGUUAAGCCCCGACAGGCCACGGAGAAGCAAUGCAAAGCCAAAAAAUCUAAGAAGGAGAAGGCGGAUAAGAGUUACAAAUCCAAAAGCAAGAAAACUAAAGAGGUGAUAGAAACCGAGUCUGAGAGCGAAAUUGAUGAAUCGUCGGAUUUAGAUUCUACCUCCUCUUCUUCCAGUGACUCCGACGAAUCAGAGACGGAAACUGAAAAGGAGAAGAGAAAGAGAAAGGCAAAGUUGAAGGCCAAACAAAAGCUCAAGGAAAAGCGUAAGGCUAAAUCAAAGAAGAAGGCUAAGAAAGAUGAUACUUCUGACUCCGAUUUAACUUCCGAUUCAGAAUCAAAUUCGGAUAAUGAAGAUGAAGAGGAUGGAGACGAUUCCGGUGAUGCCGAAGCCGAUGACGAUGCCGAUGAGGUGGUUGACGUUACCAAUGCUCAACUUCAGGCACAAUUGAUGCAAAUUCAAGCACAGCUCCAAAGAUCUUCAUUAUCGCACCCUCCACAAUUACCACCAGUAUGGAAUCUACCUCCUCCACCUGCAGCACCAAAUUCCCUUCCUCCCGGUACAAGACAGCACCAGGCUUUACGUAGAAAGCUUCUGUUGGAUGAGAGGAAUCAAGGAAAAAAGAUUAAAAAUGACAAGGGCAAGAGAAAGAGAGGAAGCAAAUUGGAAUACAAGAGAGUCGAUCAAUUAUGGGAUAGCACAAUUCAUAAUUACAAGCUUACCGAUACUGCGGAGGAUGAAGAGAGUUCGGAAUAUGAUCAAUAUCUUUUCAAUGUUCGCCGAACAUUUGAUUGGGAGGGAAAAUAUAAGGCGACUGUUGUUGAUAUCAAGAGCAAACUUUUGAAAGAAGCUCUCAAUGAAGCUAUGGAUGGUGUCAAAGGUGUUAGUUUGGUCGAAGAGACCCCAUGCAUUGACCCCAACCUCCUUUUCCUGUACUUGGAGGACCUUCGAAAAUCUUGCAAACAAUUGAAAAACAAGAAGAUUACUGAAAAGAAAGGCAAGAAGAAGCUCAAAAAGAGAAAUGAGACCAAGAGAAAACAUCUCAAAGUUCUUUUAAAAUAUCUCGACAAGGAUUAUGCCUCGACUAAAAAGACCCUCUAUCCAAUGUUGGAAACUGGAAUCAUAACAUUUGAUCUGCUCUGGGCCUUGUACAAGCCUAAUACCUUGGCUUAUACGACAACUUAUGGAACCAUUGAUGAGCCAAGAGCUUUCAAAAUUGAAUUGGCUGAAAAGAAUAUUAGUUUCAUGAAGGGCACUUGGUAUAAUAUCGAGGGUAAAUAUUUGGAAUAUGAUGGAAAAACGUGGGGAAUGGGUACCAUGGAUUGUGAUGUUCCAGCUUUCAAAGGUGCAAGAAAGAUUACAAGUCUUAAUUGUUAUCCUUUGAAAUAUCACAAAAAUGAAGCCAAACUUCGUACCGAACUUAUUGAGAGAGGUAAGAAAUUUGUGGCAUUACAAGGCGUUCACUACAAGAGUCAUAAAGGAAUGGCAUAUUACAAGAAGCGCAAGUCUAUUGUCAAAGUCAAUAUUGAUGGUAGAGUUAUGGUCGACCCUGCUAUUCAUCGACGAAUCCUACCAAAUUAUAACGUCAGCACCGUCAAGCCUAAUGAUCCAGAUCUUAUCGAUGAUUCGGAUAGCGAGGAUUAUGAAUGUGGUUGUUGUGGUGAUGACGAUUCUGAUGAUGGUCAAGGAGAUCGAGGAGAUCGUGGAUUGGAGAAGAGAGAAGAUAAUGAUGAACCAAAGAUGAAGCUCAAGGUUGUUCUCGAUGAAAAGGAGAAACCUCAUCUAGUUUCAGUUCCUGUCGAUGAAGAUGGCAAUGAAGUUGUUGUUGAGAAAUUGGAUGAAGUUCCAAGUAAGAUUACCAAUAAGGACAACAAGGAUGAAACUACACAGGCAGAAGAUGAUAAGAAAUCUCUUCCUAUCUUCACAGAUGAGGAAUAUCUAAUCGCUUCUCCUGUUGUUCUUGGAUUCGCUUUUGCUGAAAAGCUUUGGCUCGAAUUCACAGUUUCAGGUAUCAAAGAUAUCGUUUGGAAUGAAGGUGCUUACGAUUCUCUGGUCUUGGAAGACAACACCAAAGCUAUUGUCAAAGCUCUCGUCGAAUCCCACAAAUAUCAUCCAGCCGAAAGUAUCGAUGAUGUUAUUCAAGGCAAAGGUAAAGGACUUGUGGCUGUUCUUCAUGGUCCUCCUGGUACAGGUAAAACUCUCACAGCAGAAGGUAUAUCGGAACUUCUUAAAUGUCCUCUAUACAUGGUUUCAGCUGGAGAACUUGGUACCGAUCCAAGGACUCUUGAAGCAGAACUUCAAAAGAUCCUUGAUAUUGCUCAUGCAUGGGGUGCAGUUCUUCUUCUUGAUGAAGCAGAUGUUUUCUUGGAGAGGAGAACAAUUCAGGAUAUUCAUCGUAAUGCUUUGGUUUCAAUUUUCUUGAGACUUUUGGAAUAUUUCCAAGGUAUUCUUUUCUUGACUACCAAUAGGGUUGAAACAUUUGAUGAUGCCUUUCAAUCAAGAAUUCAUAUCGCAUUGAGAUAUGGAGAUUUGAGUCCAAAGGCAAAGAAGAGUGUUUUUAAGAUGUUUAUUGAGAGAGUUAGGGUUUUGGAGGGUAUUGAUACAAUGCCUUUUACUGAAGAAGAUUAUAAUGCUUUGGCUAGGAAUAAUUUGAAUGGAAGACAGAUUAAAAACACAAUUCGUACAGCUCAAGCCCUCGCUGUCAACAAUAAAGAACCACUUUCUAUGGAACAUAUUAAACGUGUUUUGGAUGUUUCAAAUGCAUUUGAUAGGGAUCUGAAAGGAGGAACAGGUUUUGAGGAUGCUAUGAGAGGGUACUUUUAA
Molecule: messenger RNA, 2922 nt
Organism: Sclerotinia sclerotiorum 1980 UF-70
Lineage: Eukaryota; Fungi; Ascomycota; Leotiomycetes; Helotiales; Sclerotiniaceae
Exons: 5
Coding region: 1-2922 (973 amino acids)
Molecular function (GO): ATP binding; ATP hydrolysis activity
Source: RefSeq, a predicted model, not a curated record